Malassezia pachydermatis is the source of this 2217-nucleotide messenger RNA. RefSeq names its product catalase-peroxidase. Gene Ontology annotation, biological process: hydrogen peroxide catabolic process; cellular response to hydrogen peroxide. Gene Ontology annotation, cellular component: cytosol. NCBI's taxonomy places the organism in Eukaryota, Fungi, Basidiomycota, Malasseziomycetes, Malasseziales, Malasseziaceae. Gene Ontology annotation, molecular function: catalase activity; heme binding. The record is from RefSeq and is a predicted model, not a curated record. Bases 1 to 2217 code for a protein of 738 amino acids. The transcript has a single exon.
AUGGGUAUGGGUGCCCAUGCUUUCCCCAGUGAAGAGUAUCAGCGACGAGCUGAAGCUGGAGAAGGAUGCCCUUUCAUGCGCAAGAGGGCAGCUGAUAAGGAGGUACAGAACAAUCCGCUAUACCUGUUCCCGAAGGCUCUGGACCUCUCUAUCCUUGCCCAGCAUGAUUCCAAGACCAAUCCCAUGGACCCUGACUACGAUUACCAUGAAGCACUGAAGACCCUUGAUUUUGAUGCCUUGCACAAAGAUCUGACGGAUCUUAUGACGAAAGAGCAGGGCUGGUGGAAGGCUGACUAUGGUCACUACGGUGGUAUGCUUGUCCGUGUGAGCUGGCAUUCUGCUGGUACCUACCGUGUUCAGGAUGGUCGUGGUGGAUCUGGCCACGGUAACCAACGUUUUGCACCAAUCAACUCUUGGCCAGACAAUGCGAACACAGACAAGGCGCGGCGUAUCCUCUGGCCCAUUAAGAAGAAGUAUGGCAACAAGCUGAGCUGGGCCGAUCUGAUUGCAUAUGCUGGCACAGUGGCCUAUGAAUCUAUGGGCCUUAAGACGUUCGGGUUUGCCUUUGGUCGUCGUGAUAUCUGGGCCCCUGAGACGGACACGUAUUGGGGUAACGAAACCAAGUUCUUGGAGCCAUCGGAGAUGCGCUACAAAAAUACCAAGAAUGCCUCUACACUCGAAAAUCCUCUGGCAGCUGUGCAAUUGGGUUUUAUCUAUGUGAAUCCCGAAGGUGUAGAUGGCCAUCCUAACCCGAAGCGUACGGCCGAUCAGAUCCGUGAGACAUUCAAGCGCAUGGGUAUGAACGACGAGGAGACUGCUGUCCUGAUUGCUGGUGGCCACACGGUCGGCAAGUCGCAUGGUAACAAUGACCGAAGCCUGCUCGGUCCUCCUCCGAUCAACGCGUCUAUCACGGACCAAGGUCUUGGCUGGAUGAUCCCUGGUGUGAAUGGUGGUCGUUACGUUUUGGUGGCAGGUCCUGAGGGUGCUUGGACUACUAACCCAACCAAAUGGGAUGACGGCUAUAUGAGCUUGCUGCUGAAGUACAACUGGACGCUUACUGAGAGUCGUGCUGGUGCGAAGCAGUACUAUGCGCCUGACUUGAAGGAGGAGGAAAAGCCUGCAGAUGUAGAGGAUCCUUCCAUUCGUGUUCAGCCCAUGAUGAUGGACUCUGACAUUGCGCUGAAGGAAGACCCUGUUUACAACAAGUACAUGCACAAGUUCCUGGACGACUUUGAGUACUUCUCAGACACGUUUGCCCGUGCUUGGUUCAAGCUGAUGCACCGGGACAUGGGUCCGAAGGCGAACUAUAAAGGCCCCUACGUCCCGCAAGAAGACUUUCUUUGGCAGGACCCGAUCCCAUCGGGCAAGCACGACUAUGAUGUGAAUGCUCUAAAGACCGCGCUAACCAACAGUGGUCUGAACAUUAGUGACAUGGUCAGCAUUGCAUGGGACAGUGCUCGUACCUACCGUGGCUCGGAUAUGCGUGGUGGUGCGAAUGGCGCCCGAAUCCGUCUUCAGCCUCAGAAGAACUGGGAAGCAAACGAGCCAAAGCGUCUUAAGCGUAUCCUUUCGGUACUGGAGCCCAUUGCCAACAAGACAGGUGCCAGCCUGGCUGACACAAUCGUGCUUGCAGGCAACCUUGGUGUUGAGCAGGCUGCCAAGGCUGCCGGCUUUGACAUCCAAGUUCCUUUCCACCCAGGCCGUGGCGAUGCUACGCAGGAAAACACUGAUGUCGAGACUUUCAGCUACCUGGAGCCUACCGUGGAUGCCAUGACAAACUACAUGCAGAACAUGGACUAUGACAGGCCAGAAGAGUACAUGCUGGACCGCGCACAGCUGCUGAACCUUACGGCUCCAGAGUUGACGGUGCUUGUUGGUGGUAUGCGUGCUCUUGGUGCCAACUACGAAGGCAGCAACUAUGGUGUCUUUACUGACAAGGUGGGCAAGCUAGACAAUAACUUCUUUGUCACGCUCACGGAUAUGGCUUACCGCUGGGAAGAGUCGGGCAAGAAGAACCGUUACAACAUUGUGGAUCGUCAGAGUGGUGAGAAGCGCUACGAGGCGACUCGUCUUGACCUUAUUUUCGGCUCAAACGCCAUUCUUCGUGCUUACUCGGAAGUGUAUGCCCAAGAUGACAGCAAGGAGAAGUUUGUGAAGGACUUUGUUGCAGCCUGGUCCAAAGUAAUGGACGCUGACCGUUUUGACCUUCGUAACUAG